AUGGAGCGGCGGAGGACACGUGGGGGGCUCGGCGGAGAGGGCCCCACCCUGCAGAGUUGCCUGGUGCAUGGGCACGGCGCAUCGUCCCUGUUUAAGUGGAUCGGGAAAACGAUUCGUUUUUGCACAAAACACCCUGUCGUUUGGAUUAUUCAACCCGCGGUCCGAGCAAAUUUGGGUAAAAAAAAACACGACCAAAGGAGGAGAACGGGCUCGCCUCCUCUCCCUCUCGCUCAAGUCCUCGCCGCCGCCGCCACCACCCACGCCGGCAGCUUCCGGCGAGCUCCGACGCCGCGCAGCACGCCCCCCAACUCCCCACAGUCCGCUCCUCCCUACCCUCCGGCCAGAUUCUCCGCUCCCGGCCUCUACCGCCCGCUCGAAACGCCACCCCCAUGGCUAGGGUUUCGGGCAGGGCUUCGCCGGCGCGUCUCCGGCGGCCCAGAUGCAGAUGGAGCACGCCAUGGGAAUUCCCCAUCCACCAUGGUCGCCGCCAUCAAGGGCUUCUUCACGGAGAUGUGGAGGACGCCAUGGACCUGCAGCUCCAAGGUCAACAGGGAGGAACCCUAGCCAUAAGCACCUCCUCGGAUGACGCCUCUGCUACACCAAGAUAGGUCAAGCAACCCCCAUCUACUCUCUGUCUCUCCCAUUAGCACAAGUCCAGUUUUAUUUUGAACAAAAUUCUGCUACUACACAAACAAGUCCAUUAACAGAUCUAUUUUUAUUUAAUUGAUAUCCUUCCAAACACAAACAGUGUAUAUAUGAUGUGCUAUUUUCAUUUUUGAGCUUUUAUUUGUAAGCU
Triticum aestivum (bread wheat) is the source of this 796-nucleotide messenger RNA. RefSeq lists its product as uncharacterized. Lineage: Eukaryota; Viridiplantae; Streptophyta; Magnoliopsida; Poales; Poaceae. Bases 1 to 564 code for a protein of 187 amino acids. The record is from RefSeq and is a predicted model, not a curated record. The transcript is spliced from 4 exons.